Molecule: messenger RNA, 735 nt
Organism: Penicillium paradoxum
Lineage: Eukaryota; Fungi; Ascomycota; Eurotiomycetes; Eurotiales; Aspergillaceae
Product: zinc finger MYND domain-containing protein
Exons: 1
Coding region: 1-735 (244 amino acids)
Source: RefSeq, a predicted model, not a curated record
AUGGCGGAUUUCACUCCUUCCACCGAAAGAAAAUGUCAUACAUGCAGGAAAGAUGAGACCGCGACCGAUCGUCUGAAACACUGUGCUCGUUGCAUGUCGACCACCAUCCUCUAUUGUUCCCGUGAAUGCCAGAAAGCUGAUUACAGAGUCCACAAGCAGACUUGCACCACCAAGACCCAGUCUACUGCGGCAACGGAAGCCUCCGUGGCUGAAACUUCUAUUGAAACUUCCCCCAAGCAAAAGGCCCUUCAAGUUAACAUCGAACAGCCGUUCUACCAACUUGAAGCAGGAAAAUGGCUUUGUGAUCGGCCUGAAGAAGACGUCUACAAGCUGUUGAUCGAUGCCUAUCGUUUGCGAUUGGACGAUGACUACAAAUUCGGGGGCAUUGCCGACCGGGACAGCAUUUAUGGUGGCGCAAAUCACGGAAAGAUGGGCUUUACUCGAUUUCUGAGGCUGAUUGAGCAGAAGCGGGGACUGCUUCCGGACUGGUGGUCUCCUAGCAAGGCCACUGAAUGUGUUCGCUAUGGUUCCAGUGUCGAUCCGAGCUUUAACCUCCGCUGGUGGAGCGACCUGGCUAACGCAAUUACCAAGUCAGACGUCGCUGAGCAUUAUGAGGACCUCUUUAUGCCCAUACAGCUGCGGUUGUUUGCUGAGGAGGUUUAUGGAAGAGGUGCAGGAGGACUUCCCAAGAUUUCUUCCAUGUUACAAUCCCUUACACUUUCAGGUCAUCUUUGA